UAUGAAUAAGAAUUUAAAGCAAUAAAUAGCACAAAGUUUCAUACCAGAAACAAAAGCCAGACCAAAACGUUCAAUACUUUUUCCCUGUCCUCCUCCUCCUGUUCUGUUCUCAUAUCUGUAUUCUCUCCUUCCAUGGAGGAUUUCAGAUCUAAAUCUUAUAGAGAACGUGGGAUGCAGAUGGAGGUUUACUAUGGAGACAAAGCAGGUCCAACAAGCAUGCAAGAUCUGAGGUGUUACAGUGCCAAUUAUGCUGGUUCUUGUGCUAAUUCACAGCCAAACCAAAUUGUUAAGGAGUUGAAGAUCAAGAAAGGGAAAAGCAGUAUUGGGUCAACAUCAAAGAGUUGGAGUUUCAAUGACCCAGAGUUGCAGAGGAAGAAAAGGGUUGCUGGGUAUAAGGCUUAUUCUCUGGAGGGGAAGAUGAAAGGGUCUCUGAGAAAGAGCUUCAGAUGGAUCAAGAACACUUAUACCCAAGUAAUCUAUGGCUGGAGGUGAUUCAUGGUUAUUUUUGUCUUUUUCCUUUUAAAAGAUGAAACCUAAUCUGGUUUUGAGGUUCAGCUCUGGUUUUUGCUUUUAACUUCUUUGUGUGAAACUGUGAAGCUGGAAUGUGUGUUUGUGAAUCACCUUGAAUACCAUAUUGGAACAUAUUAAAAAUCUUAUACUAAAAUUUCAAUCUUGUUUGUGGA
Molecule: messenger RNA, 683 nt
Organism: Ziziphus jujuba (common jujube)
Lineage: Eukaryota; Viridiplantae; Streptophyta; Magnoliopsida; Rosales; Rhamnaceae
Exons: 1
Coding region: 133-492 (119 amino acids)
Source: RefSeq, a predicted model, not a curated record